Messenger RNA from Athene cunicularia (burrowing owl), 753 nucleotides. RefSeq names its product nucleoporin NUP35-like. Gene Ontology annotation, biological process: nuclear pore organization; NLS-bearing protein import into nucleus; regulation of DNA-templated transcription. The record is from RefSeq and is a predicted model, not a curated record. The transcript has 7 exons. NCBI's taxonomy places the organism in Eukaryota, Metazoa, Chordata, Aves, Strigiformes, Strigidae. Gene Ontology annotation, molecular function: phospholipid binding; single-stranded DNA binding; structural constituent of nuclear pore. Gene Ontology annotation, cellular component: nuclear membrane; nuclear pore nuclear basket; nuclear pore central transport channel.
AUGUCUCAGGUCUUAAAAAAGAACCUUGCUUGUGCAUCUCUGCUACAGGGAAGUUUCCAUUGUUUCAUUGUUGCAGGAGGAUCUCCCCCACAACCAGUAGUCCCCACACAUAAGGAUAAGAGGGGUGCUCCACCAGUUCGAAGCAUAUAUGAUGAACUGUCUAGUCCUGGACUUGGAUCAACACCGCUGACCUCAAGAAGACCAGUAACUGCAGUCAUGGAGUUAUCUCCUGCUUAAUUUGUUACACAAUGCUCUUUCAAUUUGACAGCUUCAAGCAUGUUCAGUCCUAAAUGUAUUGGGCAACCUAGGAAGACUAAUCUCUCUCCUGCUCAGCUGGACCUUUUUUAUACUCAGGGUGAUUCCCUGACUUCAGAUGAUCAACUUGACGACACCUGGGUAACUGUAUUUGGAUUUCCUCAGGCAUCAGCUUCAUAUAUUCUUCUACAGUUUGCUCAGUAUGGAAAUAUAUUAAAGCAUGUGAUGUCCAACACAGGGAACUGGAUGCAUAUUCGAUACCAGUCUAAGCUUCAAGCCCGGAAAGCCUUAAGCAAAGAUGGAAGGAUUUUUGGUGAAUCCAUCAUGAUUGGUGUCAAGCCCUGCAUAGAUAAAGGUGUGAUGGAAAACUUUGAAAGGUCUGCACCCUCAACAUCUUCAGCUUCCAUUACGGACUAUCAGGUGGUUUCUGAUGGACAAAUUCCUCGAAGGGAUGAAAGCAUUAUAUCUAGAGCAGUGGAACUUGUGUUGAGCUGGUAA